Molecule: messenger RNA, 648 nt
Organism: Aspergillus thermomutatus
Lineage: Eukaryota; Fungi; Ascomycota; Eurotiomycetes; Eurotiales; Aspergillaceae
Exons: 4
Coding region: 1-648 (215 amino acids)
Source: RefSeq, a predicted model, not a curated record
AUGGUGGUGUUUGUUGACCAUGACCACGAUGUCUUCAACAGGCAUCGCUUCCUUGGAGCCCACGAUGACACAUAUCAGGCGUACCUUUUGCCCGAUAAGCCUGCGCUGUCGAAGUUGAAGGGUAUCAGCUCUGAUCCGUCAAAUCUUCCUGAAAAUGAUCAUCCUGCUGAUUCAAUGCACGGUCGUACAAAACAUGACGGCUCUCAUGAGAUACUGAAUCGAAAUGGGUUUUCAGCUGCUUUGAGUUGCUAUCCAAUUGUCAAGGAAAUUGCCCGACAAGUCGAUCUCAAUACCCUGUAUGCCCUCUCCCGAACCUGCCGUCAGUUCUAUGCCAAUCUAGCACCAUAUCGCCAUCAGCUGGUGAAGCAGACCCUUCGUUGUGAGAACGAGUAUAUUGAAACUUUGUCGGACCUCUUGGAUGGCAGUGCGGCUAUUCCUGACAGCGUGAAAUCUGUGCUCCGACUUAUGUGCUCGGGAUAUGGUAGCGGAGUGUCGGAGAUGCUCCAGGAUCGUAUGCAGGAAUUGCGCCAUCAAAUCCCCUACCAGAAAUAUGCUCAAAAAUCGCGUUCGUCGUCUAUGUACCACCUGCCAAACGGCACCCUUGGCGGCCCAUCUGACCUGGAAUACUUCCAGUACAACUACUUCUGA